Micromonas pusilla CCMP1545 is the source of this 929-nucleotide messenger RNA. RefSeq lists its product as uncharacterized. NCBI's taxonomy places the organism in Eukaryota, Viridiplantae, Chlorophyta, Mamiellophyceae, Mamiellales, Mamiellaceae. The record is from RefSeq and is a predicted model, not a curated record. The transcript has 2 exons. Gene Ontology annotation, biological process: photosystem II repair. Bases 84 to 719 code for a protein of 211 amino acids.
CGCCUGCCUUGUUUUGAGCACUCAACUCAUAUUCGACUUCAAGAGUUCAAUCGCUACACCGUUACUCGUGUUUGUACAGUCAAAUGCUGGGCAUGGUGUCCUGCAGUAUAUCUUGUAUUGGAAGUAUUUCGAGAGUUUCCAGCGAAAACAGGCCGCGCGCAUUCCCUGGAGACUCGCGUCGAGUGAUCACGAGCGCGACGACGUUUCCAACGUUACUUCGUCGCGAAACUUUAUUUUUGGGCUGUUCAUCUUUUCAGCUUUGCACCGCACCAGCUACUUUGGCACUUAUCCCAGGGAAUGACGAUGACGAUGAGCAGCUGCUCGCUAAGGCGAAAGCAGGACGUGCAGAGCGGAUCCAGGCAGAACGAGUACUCGAAAAGAACUAUGUCACUAAGAAUGAACUGAAGUUGGAUGCGGACUCUUCCAAGUUGCAGCUUGCAGUCUUUAAGUUGAGUAAGGCAGGCGCGCUUAUCGAUUCUGGUUACCUUGCUCUAGCAGCUGAGGUCCUCACACAAGGCAGCUGGGAAGCAGAGCUUGUUGGAACGGGGAAUUCAUUUAGGAAAGACCCUCGCACUUUUAUUGAUGAUCUCUCGUUGCUUAAGAGCGCAUGCGUAUCCGGUGACGAAGCUAAGGCAAAAUCAUAUUUCAUAAUGGCUGCCCGUUCUCUCCGGGCAUAUGCCGCGGCCACGAAUACGACCGAAAUAUUGAAAUUACUUUAGUUGUUAUUUUAAGCAGGUGUAUGUGAUUCUUGAUUACACGUGUACAACAUGUACACAUACGCGUGUCACAUGGAAUUACUUCCGGACCCGUCCGUGUGCAACCGCAAAUACAAGGGCUAAACUAUGAUAUGUUGUUAGUCUAAAAAAACAAAAUGAUAUCCUUUCUUCAUAGAGUAUUUAAACGUUGUACUGUACGUGUACACCCUCCAC